GCCAGGAUUCGAAGCUCGCGCUCAAUGUCUAGCGUUUACUGCAGAAUGUGGCUUUAGGAAGAAACCGGUGUAACGACAGAGCGACGGGACAGUUAUCAUUGUACAGUGUUCAGAUAUCGCGUGGCACAUAUUUUCCCAGCCCAAGAAAAGAGCAGUCUGCGCUCCAUUUUCGCUACCAGUGACCUGUCAUCGCUGUGGGGACUGUCGGUAUGUCUGAUGAAAGAUAUUCAGCGUUGGAUGAAUCGUCUCUCCGGAACCUGCUGGAUGGGACGGUGGACAUGGACGAGCGGCGGCUGAUCCGCUCGGCGAUCCGUGAGCUGCGGCGGCGGGAGAUCGAGGACAUGGAGGCGGCGCUGUCCAGCAAGCGCUUCCGCCCCGCCCGCCAACACCUGCACCUGCGCGAGGACAAGGAGAACCAGCUCAGUUCUGUCUCUCUGGACCAACUCUCUGGCAAACUGCAGAACAUCCAGGACAUUGAGGAGCUAACUGUACUGCUGCGUGGUGCCAGCGAGUACGAGGAGAGGAAGCUGAUCCGGGCGGCCAUCCGUCAGCUGCGGGACGAGGAGCUGCGGGGAGCCUCAGAGAAGGUCAGGGGGAUGGGACGCCGUCCCGAACCUGAAACAGCAGAGCUGCACAGUGCCCUGGGGACAGUGGACCGUGCCAGAGACAGCCUGGGGGAGCGAGAGCAGAUCCGGUCACAGAUUCGGGAGCUGAGAAGCCAGCAGUCCCUGAGCAGAGAGCUCCAGCGCGCAGACUCGAACUCAGGCAUGGUGCUGGUCCUGGACACUCUGGGAAAGGAGGACACUCCCGCCCCCCUGAUGGGGCGCCAGCGGCUGGAUUCGGGCACCUCCGACUCAGACCUGGUCCCGCCCCAGCGGCAGCGGCUGGAUUCUGGGGCUUCUGACCGGAGCUUGGGGUCCGUACCCCGACCCCGCCUGGAUUCGGGGGCUUCAGAGCGCAGCCUGGGUUUGGCCCCCCGGGGCCGGCUGGACUCCGCCGGCUCCCAGCCCCGCCCCAGGCAGAGGGCCGACUCCGACGGGACGUCCGACGGCGGCCUGGGCCCGCUCCCGCGCCAGCGGUCCGGCUCCGGGGCGUCCGACGGGAGCUGGUCGUCACGGAGACGGCUGGAUUCGGGCACCUCGGACCUGAGCCGGGGCGUGUCCUCGUUCGGCCAGGCUGCCGUGGCGACGACGAGCAGCAGCUCCAGCACGGACUCGGACCCGGAGAGCGCCGAACUCGGGCCGGUCCCGCCCCCGGCCCCGCCCCCGGCCCCGCCCGGCGACGACAGCUCCACCACGGACACCGACCGCGAGCAGCCCGACGGGGCCGUCCUCUCCAGGAAGCUCCCCGGUUCCCAUGGCAACCUGAUGAAUGGCGGCUCGAAGCUGAGGGACGGCGCGCAGGAGCAGAAGACCUCGCUGGGCAGAGACGGCCGCUUCGCUUCUCUACACAACGGCAGAGAGAUCGUGUCCAACAGGAAAGACCCGCCCCCCCCCCCCUCCUCCUCGCCCUCCCCCUUCACGCGGGCCAGCUCCGUGCGCGACCGCGUGCGCAAGUUCACCGAAAGGAGCCCCAGCAGCACCGGCGGCGGGGGGGCGCCCCUGAAGAGGGGGGGCGGCUCCCUCAGAAACGGGGUGUCCUCCCAGGCCGGCAGCCAGACUCCCGUCUCCAGGGCGACCAGGCUGUUUGGGGAGCCGGCACGGGACGAGAGGCGAGAGGGGCUCACCGCCACCGCCACCGCCACCACCGCUGGUCCCCGGAGACCCCGCAUCGGGUCUUACCCUUCCUCCUCCUCCUCCUCCUCCUCCUCGUCUUCCUCAGAGAGCAUCGAGGGUGUGCUCCAGGGACAGCCCGCCCAGCAGCAGCAGCAGCAGCAGCAGCAGCCUCCCCCCGCCGGCCAAUCGCAGAGCUCGGUGGGCGGGGCCCCGGGCCGGGCUGAAAAGCCGGACCCCCCCUCUCCGGGCUCAGAGGACGAGCAGACCACAGGCGCAGGAGCAGCGGACAGCACCGCCACCGGCCAGGCAGAGGCAGAGGAAGACCGCGCCGACGACAUGAAGACCUUCUUCACCAUCGAGAUCAAGGACGGGCGCAGCGGCGGCACCGUGGCGGCCCCCCGGGUCAGCGCCAACGCCGCGCCCCCCCGGGUCACCGCCAACGCCGCUGGGCAGCGGGCAGAACUGACCCUGGGCCUGAGGGCAACGCCAUUCAAGAUAUCCUCUUCCAGCCUUUCAUCUGGCUCCUCCUUCAAGAUCGAGGCGGAGCCUGUGGUGGGGGCGGAGCCUUCCAGCCUGACCGCCAGCGAGGCCCCGGCCGCCGUGCCCAACGGCGCCUCUGAGGGGCGGGCCCGACCGGCGGCGGGCGCCACCAAGCUGACCGCCGAGCAGCUGGCCACCAUCGAGGACGAGGAGGUCCUGGAUAAGAUGCUGGACGAGUCCAAAGACUUUGAGGAGCGGAAGCUGAUCCGGGCCGCCAUGCGGGAACUGCGCAAGAGAAAGAGAGAGGCUCUGCUGGGAUUGUCCCAAGAGGAAACGGACCAGAGGGAGCGGGAGCGGGAGUCUCGCCUGCAGGACCUGCGGCAGCAGCGGGAGGCUCGGGGACGGCCAGGAGGGGGCGCCGUGGAGGUGGUGACGAAGAAGGCCGAAAAGUCGGCCGACGGCUCCACCGUCAGUCAGCUGACCAAGACGGACCGCUUCGCCCAGUCCGAUGAUGGUAGCCGUUCCUCCAGAAGCACCUGCACAGAGGCCAGCUACGUGCAGAAAUCCGACAAGGGGACGGUACAGACGAAAUCCUACAGCUACUCCUCCAGCUCCAGCUCCAGCUCCAGCAGUAAGAAAGUGGGCAGCGUGUUUGACCGCGAGGAUGACUCCUCUCCGCGUGGCGGGGGCGGGGGGGGGCUGGCCGCCCUGGACCGUCGGCAGGCCGAGCGGCGGAAGGAGCUGAUGAGGGCGCAGACGCUCCCCAAGACCUCGGCCGCGCAGGCCCGCCGGGCCAUGAUCGAAAAACUGGAGAAAGAGAGCGGGAGCCCGGCGAACGCGGCGGUGUCCCGGGUCAGCAAGGUGCAGCGCUCCACCAGCUUCGGCGUUCCCAACGCCAACUCCAUCAAGCAGAUGCUGCUGGACUGGUGCCGGGCCAAGACGCGGUCCUACGAGAACGUGGACAUCCAGAACUUCUCCUCCAGCUGGAGCGAUGGCAUGGCCUUCUGUGCGCUGGUGCACAACUUCUUCCCCCAGGCCUUCGACUACGACUCCCUCAGCCCCAGCAACCGCAGACACAACUUCGAGGUGGCCUUCGGCACGGCAGAGGCUCUUGCUAACUGCAUGCCGCUCGUGGAGGUGGAGGACAUGAUGAUCAUGGGCAAGAAGCCCGACCCCAAGUGCGUCUUCACUUACGUGCAGUCGCUGGUCAACCACCUCCGUCGGUAUGAGAUGACCCGCCAGGCCUUCGCUGACCUCUGACCUUUGAACUCCCCGCCCCCACCCACCCACUGAUGGCUCUCCGCUCCCCUUCCUUGGACAGUGGACAAAAAAAAAAAACCACAAUUUAUAAUCUGCCAAACCUCUUGCCC
Molecule: messenger RNA, 3565 nt
Organism: Anguilla anguilla (European eel)
Lineage: Eukaryota; Metazoa; Chordata; Actinopteri; Anguilliformes; Anguillidae
Gene: smtnb
Product: smoothelin b
Biological process (GO): actin cytoskeleton organization
Cellular component (GO): filamentous actin; microtubule organizing center
Molecular function (GO): protein binding
Source: RefSeq, a predicted model, not a curated record